GUCCAGUCCAUCUCCCCAGCCUCCCUGGCUAUUAUCACCAGCUGUCACUCUCCUGAUCAGAAAUCACAAACCUCAGACAGAGCUGUUGCACACACUUGAUACUUGCAUACAUUGUAGGAUGGAUCUGAUCUGCCUUGCACAACACUGAGAGUAAAUACUGCUUUAGAUUUUGCCUAACCCUGGUCCUGGCCCUGCCACAACCCCAGCUCCCUUUAUUCCAUCAGAGAUCAGAAUCAUAUUUAUGUAGCUCUCCAAGCUGCUAGAGCCUGUGUUGGGCCACUGUUUCACCAGGAAGUGCCUUCCCCUCCUCCUAGGGCCAGCUUUCAGCUUAUGUUAAGCUUGACUGUAAGAUUUUCUGCAGACGAGAGGAAAGUACUCUUGGUGUACUUCCUGUGACGUGGCACAUGGGGGUAGACACAGCUGAACUGGGCUUUGCAGCUCCGAGGAAGGAGCUUCUAAAAAGGAGGACUCUUCAGGACUUCUUGGGAGCCAGAACAAAAGUGAAAGUGAAACGGGUGCUGGGCAGUACUUUCCCAGAAGGAGUUCACUGCAUCCUGCCCUUCUCAGAACCACUCCUGACAGUGGAGAGAGCAUCACCUUCCUUUGUGACUAGAGAGGAAGAAGUCACAGAUAUAUAGAACCUGAGCUUGCCAGCUCCUCAUGUACAUCACGACCAUGGGACAGAACUGGAUACCAGACUCCAGUUCUUUGUGGGUACUGCUUCUGUAUCUUCACAUCGUCACUCUUUUGGCUGGAGCCACACCUGUUCCUCAGACUAUCACAGCUGCCACUGCCUCAGCUGGGAUUUCCAAGGACCCUAGCCCCUCUUGGUCUCCAACACUUCCACCAGCUAAGCGGUGCCCAGCAUUGGAGGUGACCUGGCCAGAAGUGGAAGUGCCACUGAAUGGAACGCUGACCUUGUCCUGUACUGCCUGCAGUCACUUCCCCGACUUCAACAUCCUAUACUGGUUGGGCAAUGGUUCCUUCAUUGAGCACCUCCCAGGCCGGCUGAGAGAGGGCAGCACCAGUCGAGAGCCUGGAAUUAAAAGCACUCGACUGUGGAGAUCCUUGGUGCUAGAGGAAUUGAGCCCUGCCCUGCGAAACACCAUCUUCUCCUGUGUGUUUAUGGACCCUGGACAGGUUGCCCAGCAUCAUAUCAUCCUGGCACAGCUCUGGGCUGGGCCGAGGGUGGUCCUGCCUGGCCCUCAAGAAGCCCUGCCUUCCAGCCAGAGCCCAGGUCCCCAGCUGCCCACAUCAGCAGGGUCAAGAGUGAGCACAGGGCCAAGAAUAGCACCACCGUGAACAGAGCCUGGACACUUCCCACCUGGAGGGCAAAGUCUUGGCUGCAGGCUGUGGGCGAACGAGCGGCUCCUCUUCUCAGAUUCAAAUGUCCUUCCCACCCGCCUAGAAAAUCCCAGUGACCUCCCCUUACGGCUCCCUCCUCCAGCUUGCCUUUCUCUUCACCUGUCUCAUUAGCUUUUCUAUGUCCUACUCGUCACAUAUCUCCUGCUCAGAAACCUUCAAGACCUGUCCAGCACCUUAGCCCAAGACUCACAUGUCCUUCCCGAGCACCCUUCCUUGUUUCUAAGAUGGCUCCCACUCAUGUGCCUUUGCGCCCUUGGUCCUGUCUUCCUUGCCAUUCCAACAGGUGACCCUGGAAGCCUGGUUGAAAUGCCACCUCUUCAGUGAUGGCCACACACAGCUCUGGCCACAUGUGGCAUUGAUUUCAUGUUGCCUACAUGUAUAUAUUAUUUUUCACCUUAAUGAACUAUCCCAGGGAAGUGGACAGUGGCUGCUUCUGAUCCCUAGCAGGACUCACAAUAAGUCCUCAUAAAGGAUUAUUCAAUGGAGGCAUCUUGACAUCUGCUUAGUCAUUUAGACCUCAGUUCCGCUCACAGGAACUUUGCCUGUCCCAGGAGGGAGCAUGGGAAGAGACGGACUGCCACUUAGAAGCCUUAAAACAAAACCAGAUUUAGAGGAUCAUAGGCCCUCAAGAAGCCCUUUAAAAAAAAAAAAAAAAAAAAAUUGCUCAGGAACAGAGG
Urocitellus parryii (Arctic ground squirrel) is the source of this 2042-nucleotide messenger RNA. RefSeq names its product interleukin 18 binding protein (gene Il18bp). The record is from RefSeq and is a predicted model, not a curated record. Gene Ontology annotation, biological process: T-helper 1 type immune response. Gene Ontology annotation, molecular function: interleukin-18 binding. Lineage: Eukaryota; Metazoa; Chordata; Mammalia; Rodentia; Sciuridae.